UGACGUCACGGUGUGACCUUCCACUUCGUCCGUGUGGCUUUUUAGCGUUGGUCACACGGAUAACUACAACCUAAUGGGAGUUAGAAGAAACAAAAAUGAAAAUACUUGUCUUAUGAAUAUCUUUUCCAUACAGGUUGUUUCCAUACCUAAUAGGGGGAACAAUGGUCAAGUAUUUCUGCUGCGCAGGCUUGCUGAAAAGCUCCUGGGACCAAGUUUGCGUUGCUUUCUGGCAACGGUAUCCAAACCCCUAUAGUACCCACGUUCUGACUGAAGAUAUCAUUUUCCGAGAGGUGACUCCAAGCAACUGCCUCAUUUCCAGACGUCUUCUGACCAAAACAAGCCGCUCUCCACGCUGGAUGGAGCGCUAUCUUCCAAGACACAUGGCCAGCUGCGCGUAUAUCGUGGAGGAUUCAAUUGUGGAUCCUCAGAAAAGAACAAUGACCACGCUGACCUGGAACAUCAGCCACGCUCGUCUCAUGUCUGUGAAAGAGCGAUGUGAAUAUCGAAUAAACCCUGAGAAUGGCAGCUGGACGGAGAUAAAUAGGGAGGCUUGGAUCUCUUCCAAUGUGUAUGGGCUCUCGAGAGCUGUUCAGGAAUUUGGCCUUGCCAGGUUUAAGAAGAGUGUUACUAAGACCAUGAAGGGUUUUGAAUACGUGCUGUCCAGAAUGCAAGGUGAAACACCAUCAAAGAGUUUGGCAGAAGCGGCGACAGAGCGUGCAAGAGAAACGGCACUAGCAGCUAAGGAGAAAGCCAAAGACUUGGCCUCACAGGCGCAUAAGAAACAAUACGUGUGAUGAUUCCUUCACCUCGGAUUCCGGGGACACUUUUGUCUUUAAACCCUCCUCAGUGCAUUGAUGCAUUCUGUGGAAUUGAUAAGAUGCCUCUGUGAGGAAGCAACCCACCGACGUGGCAGGUGAACCACGUAAAAGCCUGAGCGUAACCUCCUCCAGCCCACCCGUACCUGCAUCAGUCAUCCUGAUCAUGUUCCUCUCCACAUCAGGUCGCACACACAAGUGCUUAAAACUGUUCCCGUCACCUUCAUGCAACCUCCACAUUCAUCGUGUUUGCGUUUACUCUUGCUUUGUAAUAUACAGCUUGCUUUGGUCAACAUUUCACAAUUAAAUGUAUGAUGCAGCUUUA
Molecule: messenger RNA, 1140 nt
Organism: Syngnathus typhle (broad-nosed pipefish)
Lineage: Eukaryota; Metazoa; Chordata; Actinopteri; Syngnathiformes; Syngnathidae
Gene: prelid1a
Product: PRELI domain containing 1a
Exons: 6
Coding region: 162-794 (210 amino acids)
Biological process (GO): phospholipid transport
Cellular component (GO): mitochondrial intermembrane space
Molecular function (GO): phosphatidic acid transfer activity
Source: RefSeq, a predicted model, not a curated record